AAAUCCGAUUUGUUUCAUUUUGGAUGGUCCACGAGUCGAAGACUUUAGACCAUCAUCUGUUUCACCAUGACCAUGCCCUGCUUUGCAUUCAAACACGUAUAGCUCCACCUUAACGACCUCUCCUUCGACCCAAAACCCAUUCAUGGCGGUUCAUCAACGAUCUCGCUCAGUCCCAAUUCACACAUCGCCUCCUCUCUCUCCCAAUUUCUAGGGAUCAAAAUUCGAUUCGCCAAGGUAAGGUCACUACUGUUGGAACUAAAUUACAUUAAUAUGAUGGCCCAUUGAGUAGUGGGUAUUGGGAAAAAUUACAAAAUGAGUUACAGAACGAGGUUUGGAAAAGAUACUAGCGCUUGUGAUAGUGGAAAUACUGCUGAAGGUUCUGGUUCAAGUAUAGGACCCAAUGAAGUAUCAAAUGAUUUUGAUCAUGAAAUUGCUCAACUCACUAAGCAUAGAUCAAGACCCCAUCAGCUUCUGAGCCAGGACAUGCCUGGAAAGUCGAGGUUACUGGUUUCAACAAUGAAAAUGUUGGUUGGUCGUGAAAGUAAUCAUUCGGGACGCGGGAGAUUCUCGUCUGCUGACGGUUGCCAUGUUUUGAGCCGGUAUCUGCCCAUCAAUGGUCCUUGGGGGGUGGACCAGUCAACAAGUCCUGCUUAUGUUUCUCAAUUUUCAAAUGAUGGUUUGUUUUUUGUUGCUGGAUUUCAGGGAGGCCAUAUUAGAAUGUAUAAUGUUGAUAAAGGAUGGAAAGUUCAGAAGGACAUCCUAACCAAAAGCUUGAGAUGGACAAUUACUGAUACAUCUCUAUCGCCAGAUCAACGUUAUCUUGUUUAUGCUAGCAUGACACCCAUUGUCAAUAUUGUCAAUGUUGGAUCUUCUAUGACAGGGUCAGUUGCAAAUGUUACGGAAAUUCAUGAAGGUCUGGAUUUUUCUGUUGAUGGUGAUGAGGACGAAUUUGGAAUUUUCUCAGUUAGAUUUUCAACUGAUGGGCGAGAGCUUGUAGCUGCAAGUAGUGAUGCUUCAAUAUAUGUUUAUGAUCUCCAAGCAAAUAAAGUUAACCUCCGAAUACCAGCACAUGCGUCUGAUGUAAACACUGUUUGCUUUGCGGAUGAGACUGGACAUCUCAUAUAUUCUGGCAGUGACGAUAAUCUCUGUAAGGUUUGGGAUAGACGCUGCUUAAUCACAAAAGGACAAGCAGCUGGGGUCCUCAUGGGACAUCUUGAAGGUGUUACAUUUCUUGAUAGUCGGGGAGAUGGGCGUUACUUAAUAUCAAAUGGGAAGGACCAGACUACCAAACUCUGGGAUAUAAGAAAGAUGUCCUCUAGAGCCAUGUACAGCCCAGGGCUUAGAGAUCAUGACUGGGAUUACAGAUGGAUGGAGUACCCAGCUCAUGCAAAAACUUUGAAACAUCCAAAUGAUCAGUCAUUGGCUACAUAUAGAGGCCAUGGAGUCCUGCGUACUUUAAUUCGCUGUUACUUUUCUCCAGCAUAUAGUACUGGACAAAAGUACAUCUACACUGGAUCUAGUGAUCAUUGUGUCUAUAUAUAUGAUCUGGUGACCGGAGCUCAAGUUGCGAGACUCAACCAUCACGAAGGACCUGUAAGAGACUGUAGUUGGCAUCCUCUCUAUCCGAUGUUGGUCAGCUCUUCUUGGGAUGGGACGAUUGCCAGAUGGGAAUUUCCUGGGGAUGACCAAGUACCCACCCUGGUGAGGCCGAGAGCGCGCCGGAGGAGAGGCUACUAUAACUAUUGAGGAUGGUUCAUGUUUUUCACACAGUUUGUAAUGUUAUACUGCAUUUUUAUUUAUAAAAAAAAUUGCAGUCAGUAAGUACAGAAAAAUUAUAGUUCUUUGGUCGAAGCCUUACAAACUAUAAUGGCUAUACACAAAUGUAAAAUAUGUAAUGUUAUUGUUAUUCACAAUAAAAACAAAUAGUGUGUAAAGUUGCAUUGAUAUGUUCAGCAUGCGACUCACUCCUAUUUGAUUUCAAGGGAUU
This is a messenger RNA of Prunus avium (sweet cherry), 1987 nucleotides long. RefSeq names its product LEC14B homolog. Gene Ontology annotation, cellular component: Cul4-RING E3 ubiquitin ligase complex. Gene Ontology annotation, molecular function: protein binding. The record is from RefSeq and is a predicted model, not a curated record. Gene Ontology annotation, biological process: proteasome-mediated ubiquitin-dependent protein catabolic process. NCBI's taxonomy places the organism in Eukaryota, Viridiplantae, Streptophyta, Magnoliopsida, Rosales, Rosaceae.